Drosophila subpulchrella is the source of this 695-nucleotide messenger RNA. RefSeq lists its product as uncharacterized. The record is from RefSeq and is a predicted model, not a curated record. The coding region runs from base 55 to 612 and encodes 185 amino acids. Lineage: Eukaryota; Metazoa; Arthropoda; Insecta; Diptera; Drosophilidae. The transcript has 3 exons.
GGUCGAGGCUCAGUUUUCAUUUAACCUCUAUCAACACCGGUUCGAUCAACCGAAAUGUCAAUCCUCCAUUUAUUUUGUUUUUGGAUAGCCCUGGACUCUGUGAUCACCGGAUGGGUUUAUCCCAUUCAAACUUGCCCAGAGUUCGAAUUCGCAUUCGAUGCCAAUGGAGAAAAUCCUAUUGGGCUUUUCACGGCACCCAAAACAGGCGUUUCUCAAUUUAAUUGGACGGUAGAAUUCAGUUUUCACGGCUGUGUAAACAAUGCCAUUUCCGUCUUCGAACCAUAUCUCAACGAUAGUAAGAUCAAAAACCAAAUAGAGAAUGACUCGCCUGCUCAAAUGUUUGUAGGUUUUAAGGAAGAAAAUAUGUAUCCAUGGCUACCCAGGAUGACACUUCUAAAGCUAAAUGGGAAAACCCUGUGCAGCACAGAGUUACAUCUUCGAUGCUAUUCCCUAUAUACCCUAACUCGAAACUGUGCUGUACGUCGAAUAAGCCGUAAAAUCGUUAAUUAUCUUGCGGAUACCGCAAAAGUAUUUAGCUGCGAUAAUAUUUAUUCAAUAUAUUCUAUAAUCAAUUUUACAGACUGCACAGGUACAGAUAGAACUACUGCCUAAAGUGAAUGAUAGCUUAUCAAUAUUAGCAUGAUUAAUUAAAUUGUGCUUGUUCUACUAAUAAAACAUUGUAACUAAAUAAAAUG